Chaetomium globosum CBS 148.51 is the source of this 1404-nucleotide messenger RNA. RefSeq lists its product as uncharacterized. The record is from RefSeq and is a predicted model, not a curated record. Lineage: Eukaryota; Fungi; Ascomycota; Sordariomycetes; Sordariales; Chaetomiaceae. Gene Ontology annotation, molecular function: transmembrane transporter activity. Gene Ontology annotation, biological process: transmembrane transport. The transcript is spliced from 4 exons. Bases 1 to 1404 code for a protein of 467 amino acids.
AUGCAUAAACCCGACAAACUCCCCAAUGGGGAGACCCGGCAGGAUUAUAAGCUGGUAGCUUUUGUGGAUGGGGACCCGGAGAACCCCAAGAACUGGUCAAAAGCGCACAAGUGGUACAUCACCAUGGUCGUUGCCGUCACAUGUUUCGUCGUCGCCUUCAACUCCAGUGUCAUCACCUCGGAUAUACCGGGUGUUUCCGAAUCUUUCAACGUCAGUCAUGAGGCUGCUCUUGUGCCCAUUUCGGUGUUUGUCGUUGGUUUUGGUGUUGGUGGUGGUUCCACGCUCUUUAUCGCCGUCGUCUUCAUCAUUCCAUGCGCAGUCUCCAAGAACAUCGGCACCCUCAUCGUUUGCAGAUUGAUCGACGGCAUCGCGUUUUCAGCACCCAUGACGCUAGUCGGUGGCACGCUUGCCGAUCUCUGGAGAAACGAAGAGCGCGUCGGUCCUCUCGUUGGCGGUUUCCUGUCCGACGCUGCCGGUUGGCGCUGGCUGUACUGGAUCCAGCUCAUCUUGUCCUUUAUCGUCUGGAUCCUCAUCACCUUCACCGUGCCCGAGACGUACGCGCCCACCAUCCUCGCGCGCCGCGCCGCCAAACUGAGAAAACAAACCGGCGACAACGGCCACGUCACCGAGGCCGAGCUCGACCCGCGGCCCUUCUCCCAGCGCAUCGGCGUCUUCCUGGUCCGCCCCUUCCAGCUCCUCUUCCGCGAGCUCAUCGUUUUCCUCGUCAGCCUGUACAUGUCGGUGCUCUACGGUCUCCUGUACAUGUUCUUCGUCGCCUACCCCAUCAUCUUCGAAGUCCGCAAGGGCUACUCCUCCGGCACCACCGGCCUCAUGUUCAUCCCCAUCGCCGUCGGCGUCAUCCUCUCCGCCACCUGCGCCCCCCUGGUCAACAAGCACUACCUCACCCUCGUCGCCAAGCACAACGGCCGCCCCCCAGCCGAAACCCGCCUCAUCCCCAUGAUGAUCAGCUGCUGGUUCAUCCCCAUCGGACUGUUCAUCUUCGCGUGGACGUCGUACAAGCGGCUCAUCUGGGUCGGCCCCUGCCUGGCGGGGGCUGCCCGUCGGCACCAGGCGGCGUCGGCCCUGGCCGCCAAGACCUUCAUCCGCUCCUUCUGGGGCGCCGGCGUCGUGCUCUUCACCGAGCAGAUGUACGACCGCAUGGGCGACCAGUGGGCGUCGAGCUUCUUGGCGUUUUUGAGUCUCGCGUGCUGCGCGAUUCCGUUCCUGUUUUGGCGCUAUGGAGCCACCAUUCGCAAGCGCAGCAAGUAUGCGUUUGGCGGGGAUGAGGAGGACACGUCGGAUUCGGAUGCUGAGAAGGCGAGGAAGCCGAUUGAUCCGACCGCGCCGUUGCAUGAGGAUCUGGAGGAUCUCGAGAGGGCGAGGAGCUAUGUCGCUAACCCGUAA